This is a messenger RNA of Microplitis mediator, 3777 nucleotides long. RefSeq names its product ras-related and estrogen-regulated growth inhibitor-like. Gene Ontology annotation, molecular function: GTP binding; GTPase activity. The record is from RefSeq and is a predicted model, not a curated record. Bases 721 to 1356 code for a protein of 211 amino acids. NCBI's taxonomy places the organism in Eukaryota, Metazoa, Arthropoda, Insecta, Hymenoptera, Braconidae. The transcript is spliced from 5 exons.
CAAGUGAGAGAAGCUUGAGAGUAAGAGUAUAAGGAAAAAGUUAUAAUAUAAAAAUAUUUUAAGUUUAAAAGAUAGUUCUUACUCGACCGCAGGUUCAUCAGAGCUCCAGGUGAUUGCUCUUUAAGAAAGACUGCUCCUGCUGAUGCUGAUGCUGGUUUACUUGUGCGCUGUGUAGCUUUACAUUGUGGAUUCUGGUGUACAGCACUGGGUUUUAAAUAACUUAAACCUCGAGAUAGAUAAAAUAAUGUAUUACAGUGAGGUUCAACCGAGGAACACGUCAUCUUGAUUCACGCUCGAGCUGGUAUUUAUAAAAUAUUAAAAUAGUAGGGAGUAAAUAAAAAUAAAUGUGAUAAGAAAAAUAACUUUAAAACGGUGGGAGGGUAAAAUAGUGAAGGAUGAGGAAGUUGUAAUUUAACUUCAGCGACACGAGGAUCAUGAUGAUGAUGAUGAUGAUGAUGAGCUUGGUGUUGGUGCGGUAGAGAUAAUUACAAAGCGGUAUUUUAGUAGAUACGAUUGCCGCAUUCCGUAUUAAAUAAACAAACUUUUGUUUUGUGUUUUAAAUAUUCACUGUGAACUGUGACGGUGGUUUUUAAAUUUAAAUUUAAACGUGUGGACAAGUGAUUUUUUUUUAAAUUUAGUUUGUUGUGACAAGUGAUUUUUAUUGAUGGAUUUAUUAUUAUGUGCCAGAGUGGGUCUGAUGAUACCUGAAGAAGAUCUGGGAUGACCAACGUCAACAGGAUCCGGGUGGUCGUCCUCGGCGGCCCCAGAGUCGGCAAAUCUGCUGUGGUGGUGCGGUAUCUAACGAGGCGGUAUAUCGGAGAGUACAGUUCAACGAGUGAUUUUCUCUAUAGACACAAUGUAACCAUAGACAAUGUCAUGACUGAAGUUGAAAUUCUCGAUACUUCGAGGUGCGAGGAAAACGGGUGUUUGUACACGCAUAUACGAUGGGGGGAGGCCUUUGUCAUUGUUUACAGCGUUACGUGCAAACGGAGCUUUCAAGAAGCACGGGGAUUGCUUAAACAACUCGCUGAUCUCAGACUUCCUUCUUAUUUUACAGCACUUUUACUUGGAAAUAAACGUGAUCUCGAUCAUGCUCGAGAAGUGUGUGUAGAUGAAGGUCAACAGCUAUCAUUAACACACGGGUGUCAAUUUUACGAGGUCAGUGCAGCAGAAAGUGCUGCAGGAGCAGCAUUAGCAUUUCAAGGACUUCUCAGGGAAGCUAGAUCAGUACAAUUACUACGUGCAUUACCAAUAAGACGUAAAUUAGGUGUACAUUCAGUCUCCAGAGUCUUGGGUACAAUAUUCGGUAAAAAUACAACAAAAGAUAGAAAAAAAAGACCGUCACUAAGUAUAUGACGCCUUUUGUGCGCCCUCCUGAUUGGAGAACGUGACUACGAGCCCGAAGGUAACAGUGACGUUAUCGUACUUACAAGUAAUGUUUACGUAAAUCGUUGAUUAUAUUCUUCGGACGUGUAGUGAGAAUGGAAAAUUCUCAUUUAUCGCGUUAUUUAAUGACGAAUUAUUAUUUCGUCAUUGAGCUAUCGAUUUAAAUAAAUCGAUCGACUGUUAAAAGUUAUGGUUAUCUCUGAUACUUGGACUCGGUAACAGAGUAACCGGAGGUCGCACGCACAUGCUAUUGGGUGUUUUGAGUCAAGCCAAGACUACUGGGACCUGAAUUUUAAUUUUCUAUAAUUAUUGUUUACUUUUUUUUUUAAUUAUUAAUUCAAAUUUAUCUUUAAAUUAAGACGGAAAAUUUUAUUUAUUAAAAUGGGCUUGUUUUUAAUUUAACAAGAAUGCGAUUAGUUUUAUUUUAUGAAAGGGCUUAGGACAGUAGAAAUUAUUUUAGUUUUUAAAAAUUUUAUGGAAAAAUUUAUUUGUGUUGUCUGUAAUUUUAAUUUUUGGGUGAAAUUGUCAGGCAUGAAACUGGAUAAUUGAUGAUUUAAAUAAAGAAAUUUUUUUUUGUAAAUUUAAAAAGAAAAAAAUAUGAAUAUGGAUCUGAAUAGAGUUAAUAUUUAAAAAAUCCAACAAAUCGAUAAAAUAAAAUUGUGAAAAUUAAUCUCGAGGCGAAAACAAUUAAAAAUUUUUAAGUCCAAAAAAAUUAUCAAUUUUUCUAAUAAAGGAGAUUUGACAUUACAACGAAAAAUAGAAUUUAUGAUGUUAAAUUUUCAUUUUUUUGAAAGAAAGACAACUGGAUAGAUUGUAAAUGCGCUAGAAUGGUCACUCAUUUUUAAAAAUUACCGCCAUUGAGUGACCAUCAAUUUUUGGAUUUAUGUAGAAUAAUUUUUUGUCAAAGAUAAGAAAUAAUUUUAAAAACUAUCCACUGCACUGUAAAAAAUUUGCGGAGUGAACGUGGAUUAAAUCCGGAGUGAAUGCGGAGGACGACUGAGUAUUUAUUGAAUCCCUUUGGAGUGAAAUUCACUUUGAAGGGGAGUUGGUUUUAAUAUUGAAACUGAAUCGAAUUCAAAUUUAAAUAAAACCCGUAAUCACUUCAAAUUCACUCCUGAUUUUUUGCAGUGUAUGAAUUAUUUUUAAAACUCAUUUUUAGUUUUUGUGUUCACUAAAAUUUCGUACGUAAAUUUAAAUGCCAGCGGAAAUUUAGGGUGCAUUUGGAAAUGCUCUAGCUCUAGCUCUGCUAUAUGACAACUCUUCAUUUUGAAUUUAAAAUUUUACUCAACUAUUGCAUUAAAAAAAAAAACUAAGCCCUUACUGUUUACUUUUUUAUUAAAAAGUAUAAAAAAGUCACCCUUUAAAUUAUACAUUAGACUUAUUUUUUACCUACAAAUAUUUAUUUAAUUUAAAAUUAAAAAAAAAAAAAAAAAAUUUUACUCAAAACCACAAAUCAAAAGUUUUUACAAAAUAAAAUUUAUUUAAUUAUUUGAAUAAUCAAAAACUGAUUUAUCUCCCGUCUCAAUUACUAGUAGACAAGCCCAAGGUCUUAAAAGAUUUAAAAAAUCAAAUGAAUUAUUAUGUAUACGAAUUUAAAUUUCUACAUUUAAAUGUGUCGCCUAUUACACUAGACUUAUUACCAACAUGUUUUCUCAAUUAUUUUUUAAUGACAACAAGAAAAAAAAAAUUAUAUUAUAAAUAAAAAGUUUUUCUUCUUGCCCACCCACUGUCUAGUGGCUACUGGACACUGAUACCUAGUGUUUACUAUAUCAGGGCAGGCUUAAUGAUAACGUAUAAUUAUCCGGUCAAUGCAAUAAAAGCUCACCGACUGAGGAGUGACCUCGGUGUGUAUUAUACUGUGUCACGUGUGUGAAAGUAAUGAUCGUAUGUAACAGAUCCAAGCGAAAAUGAUUAAUACACUGUAAAAAGAGCGGUGUUUAAAAUUGACUCAAUUUAACACCGCGCGGUUAAAAUGAAAUAACACCGGCGUAGGCGGUGUUAAAUCGGUGUGAAAAAAAAUUCCACGUAUAGAAAUUAGAAAAAAAAUGUAUUACAUAUGAAAACUUAAUGAAUAUUAUCUGGAGGAAAUUUAAAUUUUGCUAUGUACUUAAUUAUGUUAUACGAAAUUUAUUUAAAAAUUACACAUUUUUACGGCCACCAUUUCAAAAUGAUCCUGAAGUUAGCAGACAAUUAGUAAUUUUCGGUUUUUUUUCACCAAAUCAAUUACAAAAAAAAAAAAAAAAAAAAAAAAUAUGCACAUAUAAAAAAUUUAAAAAACUACAGGUGCAAUUUUUUGAAAUAUUUUUUUUCUUACAGUGUGUUGUCUAAAAAAAAAUCCAAAAAUUAUUAGACGUCUGCUAACUUCAGUAUCAUAUUUCAAUCACCAAUAAU